This is a messenger RNA of Neltuma alba, 1038 nucleotides long. RefSeq lists its product as uncharacterized. The transcript is spliced from 10 exons. NCBI's taxonomy places the organism in Eukaryota, Viridiplantae, Streptophyta, Magnoliopsida, Fabales, Fabaceae. The record is from RefSeq and is a predicted model, not a curated record. Bases 1 to 1038 code for a protein of 345 amino acids. Gene Ontology annotation, cellular component: membrane.
AUGGCUUCGCCGGAGCCCAACGAUGAAGAUCGACUUUGCCCUUUGCUCGCGCAGCCUGAAAGACCCAGGAUCAAUAUCUUCACCCUCUCUUAUCCCCGAAGAAAAUCCAGCGAUGAAGUAGCAAGAUUACUUGAGUCAGAGCCUUCUUCUUUGAGCCAUUUCAUAUUGUGGGUAUGGAAUGGAUCUAGAUACUCUGGUUUACUUUGUAUGGUCCUUUCAUCUACCACCUGUUUUCUUAUGGAAGUUCUUUCCAAUAUUUUUUCUGUCCAGGCAAUUCCUUUAUCUGAGGCUGCUUUCACAGGAUGUACAGUUAUGUUGGUACUAUCAUAUAUAUGGUUGAGAAAGGGUGAACAGCCGCUUUCUGGAACAUCCCAUGUUAGGAAUAUUUUGAUUUCAAGAGCCCUUGUAGGCUGUUUGUCUUUGUCAAGUUUUAAUUCUGUUCUUUUCAGUGUUCAGAGGUUGCCUUUCUCUCAGGCUAUUGUAUUAAAUUUAACGACUCCUAUUAUGGCAUCAAUUAUGGCUAGGCUCUUUUUGCAUGAGAAGUUGAAAAUUGCAGAUAUUGCAGGCCUCGCUUGCAGUUUCUUUGGUGUGCUCUUCUUUUUCCACGACAUGCUUGCUACAAAAGGACACUUAGUUGAAGCUGAGGAAGAAAGUAGUGCAAAUUAUAAAGGAGGUCAUGUAUUUGCAUUAUUACUUGGUCUCGUUUCAUCAAUUACUGGUGGAAGCAGCUACUGCCGUAUAAGGGCUGCAGCAAAAGCUUCUGAUCAGCCACUAUUAACUGUCCUUGCAUUUAGCAUGCUGGCUAGCCCAGUGACGGCUGUAUGUACAUUCUUCUUUGAGGAUUUUGUGCUCCCAGGACAUCAGUCAAUCAUACUCAUGCUUGUACUUAGUGUUCUCGCUUUCUUUGCUGAGAACAAAUUUCUCCUCUCUCUCCUGACUAGUGGUUUCGUGGAGCCCAAUGCUGAGAUGGCUUCAAAUGUCAUGGACUGCCAGGCUUUUGCCACAGAGGAAAUGAAAAACAGAAAGCGAUCGAUCUGA